AUGAAUAAAUUUUAUAUUCAAAUUGUUUUUUUUCUUUUAAGCAUCUUCAUAUAUGUGAAUAAUAAAACCCUUGCAACUGAGCUGGCUCCAGAAGAAAAUACAAAAACAAAAGAAGAAACAAAAACCAAACCAAAAAGACGUUAUCCUACUCCAGAAGAGAUAUAUGAAAAAAACAAGCAACUAUUAUGUACUGAUCCCAAAGAAAUAGAAAAUGCAGUCGAACUUAUGAACGAAGCUAUAAUACAUUUAGCAUAUCAUGCUACAAGUAAAGAUGAUUAUGAAUUAUGUGAAUCAAAUCUAUCUUAUAAUAAUACUUUUAGUAAAAAAAAACAUGGAGAUACAGUUGUUCAAAGAAUUAGUUUUAUAUAUCAUGUCCAUACGUAUAAUGCAAUAACAAACAUAUUAUGGGAUCCUGCUCUUGCAAAUAAGUUCAAUAAUAGCUCUGUUAAAAGAAAAAUUGCCCGUGUGUACAACCCAAAUUUAGUGAUAAUACAGCAACGUUACAAAAGUUGGUUUGCCUCAGAAAUAUUUUUAUGCUUUAGCUGCAAAAUAUCAGAAAAAAAAACUAUAAUUGUCAUGACCUCAGCAAAUAUAAAUGAUCACAACAGUAAAAAUAAGCAUUCGUAUAAAAAUACAAUAAUAGAAAAUGCAAAUUUAUUCACAACUGACAUUAAUUCUGAAAAUGAUAUUAGAAGAGGAAAAUUGAAAAAAACAUUUGUUAACAUAGCUGGAUACCUCAUUGAAAAAAAAGGCCUUUAUAUUAAUAUCACUUAUCUCGAAUCUAUUGAUGGGCAUACUUCCAAUUAUGAAGAUUUAAUUAAAGUAAGGUAUUUAAAUAAAUUUUUUCAUUAUAAAAAAAAAUGGCUUUUGUAA
Molecule: messenger RNA, 873 nt
Organism: Plasmodium vinckei vinckei
Lineage: Eukaryota; Apicomplexa; Aconoidasida; Haemosporida; Plasmodiidae
Product: fam-a protein
Exons: 6
Coding region: 1-873 (290 amino acids)
Source: RefSeq, a predicted model, not a curated record